AAGCCGCCCCUUGUUUAGCAGUAAAAGUUUCCGGUUUGUCGUCGGUGGGGCUCGCGUCAGGCAGAGAAGAUGAACGCGCCUCCAGCCUUUGAGUCGUUUCUUUUAUUUGAAGGAGAAAAAAAGAUCAGCAUCACUAAAGACACGAAAGUCCCAAACGCCUGUUUGUUCACCUUGAACAAGGAGGAUCACACGCUGGGGAACAUCAUCCGAGCUCAGCUGUUGAAGGAUCCUCAGGUUCUGUUUGCUGGCUAUAAAGUUCCUCAUCCUCUGGAACACAAGAUCGUCAUCAGAGUGCAGACCACACCUGACUACAGUCCACAGGAAGCGUUCACGAACGCCAUCACUGACCUCAUCAGCGAGCUCUCGCUCCUGGAGGAACGCUUCAGAGUCGCCAUCAAGGACAAACAGGAAGGGAUCGAGUGACGCCCCCUGGUGAUGUCACUUUGUCACGGUUUUGCUCGUCUUCACACUGUUUCUGUAUGUUUAUUGGCUUAUUUUUAUAAAUAAAGUAUGUGAUGUUACAACCUGCA
Scatophagus argus is the source of this 530-nucleotide messenger RNA. RefSeq names its product RNA polymerase II subunit J (gene polr2j). Lineage: Eukaryota; Metazoa; Chordata; Actinopteri; Scatophagidae. Gene Ontology annotation, cellular component: RNA polymerase II, core complex. The record is from RefSeq and is a predicted model, not a curated record. Gene Ontology annotation, molecular function: protein dimerization activity; DNA binding. Gene Ontology annotation, biological process: transcription by RNA polymerase II. The transcript has 3 exons. Bases 70 to 423 code for a protein of 117 amino acids.